CAUAAGUAAAUUUAAUUUCAAUCAAAUUCGAUAAUAAUGCAUUUAAUUAUUUAUUUAAGUUAUCUUAUAAGUGGUUUACAUUGGGCGAACGCCGCUAUCAACGGUUCGAAUGUAAAUAAUUAUUCAACGCAAAUUAACUGUAAAAAGAAUUACAUUAAAGUUGAACUUAAUUUAAACGAUUCCAUCAGCAAUGCAGACAUCUAUUUAGAGAACUUGAAGGAUUAUCCCGUAAAAGAUUGUCAAGCUAUUAAGGAAGGCAAUCGAAGAAGUUUUCAGUUCAAUUUAAAAGAUUUCCAUCAAUGCGGUCUCACAAAAUCCAAAAACUUAUGGACCGGUCUCACUACUUAUUCCCAUAGGAUUGUUUUGGAUUAUUUAAACAAUACUCAGGAAUUUGUUUAUUUAAAUUGCACUUAUAAAUCUUUGCCGAAGAAACAUCAUAUAAUUAAACGUGAUUUGCUACCGGAAGGUUUCGUAGAGGAUGAAGAUUUUGAAUUAACGGACACUUUAGUGCAACAGGCCCCGGAACCGGAAGUUCUAAUGCAAAUUAAACAAAACAAUGAAAUAGUGACAGGAAAUUUGACUAUAGUCUCUGGCACUCCUUUGCUCAUGGAAAUUAAGCUAAAUGAAGAAUCCGCCAAAAUUUAUGGUUUAAAAGCGAAUUUUUUAGAAGUUGGCAACACGCUAGAAUUGAAUGAAACCAUUCUAUUUAAUGGCUGUACAGUUGAUCCAUAUUUGUUCGAUAAUUUUAAUUUAACUGAAAAUGAGUAUUUACUGGCGAAAUUUCGUGCCUUCAAAUUUCCCGAUUCAUCUUAUGUACAAUUUCGAGCCAACGUACAAAUAUGCCUGAAUAAAUGUCAACCGACUCAAUGUUCCAACGGGCAGACGGCUUAUGGACGUCGCAGAAGACGUGAACUGAGACGACAAGCAUAUGAAAUAUCUUUAAAUACUUUAUUACAAGUAAAAGACCGAACGGAUAAUGAUGAUAAUAAAGCCAUACAUGAGGAGCUACAGAAGCAUCUGAAAGACUUAAGAGUUAAAAAUUUAUUCUUAAAACAUUGAAAGCGAAUUUUU
This is a messenger RNA of Glossina fuscipes, 1071 nucleotides long. RefSeq lists its product as uncharacterized. Bases 37 to 1059 code for a protein of 340 amino acids. NCBI's taxonomy places the organism in Eukaryota, Metazoa, Arthropoda, Insecta, Diptera, Glossinidae. The transcript is spliced from 6 exons. The record is from RefSeq and is a predicted model, not a curated record.